UCGAUAUUUACGCAUGAUCUACAAACGAAGAUGUUGUGCCAAACAAAAGUAGCAGCUCUAUUGUUUUUGGCUGUUAUAUCGCCAAGUUUGGAGGAUCCUGUCGGCGACCGCCAACAAGAAGAAUGCAAGAAAAUGUCCACAUGUGCCUCGUGCAUAACGAAAAGUUUCUGCACGUGGUGCGUCACCAAGAGCAAAUGCACUAAGCAAUCAUGCGGCAACGAUAACAUAAUUUUCCCCAAAGAGUACUCGGCCAUAAUGGCUGGCCCGCAGUUCUGCCCCAGGGUUGUGGAACCGGAAGAAAUGUUGACUCUAAAGAGUGGAACGAAGCAAAUUAUUGAAGUGAAAAUUACUCAGAUACAUUUGUAUAUGGCGUUCACUCCUUGGAAAUGUAAAAUAGAUUAUAACGGUGAGCAAAUGACCGUGGUCGCCAUGUUGUUGGGUGACAAAGUAUUUUGUGAAUCUGUACUCCUGACUAACGACUCCCACGAGCCUUCCAGAAGCGGUAGUGUUUCAGUACUUUGGGACUACAGCAAAUCCUUUGAUGGAUCUAUUCCGUUUAAAGUGUGCCGUUGUGACUUAGACUCUCUGUGCAACGCUUGUAAUAAAUUAACUGAUGCCUAACCAUAGAUUAAGUGCUACUUUUAAGUGCCUACGUCUUAUCCCACAAUGUGAUAUAUUAAAAUGUUGUCUAUUGACU
Messenger RNA from Spodoptera litura, 697 nucleotides. RefSeq lists its product as uncharacterized. The record is from RefSeq and is a predicted model, not a curated record. NCBI's taxonomy places the organism in Eukaryota, Metazoa, Arthropoda, Insecta, Lepidoptera, Noctuidae.